AAAAUGUCAUAUGGUGCGGCGAAUACAAACCGUGCUCAUUUGCAAAAAAUAUUUUGAACUCUUUUCCCGUCAAAAAUGACCAAUAAGAUAAUUUAUACACGGCGAAAAACACAUUCUCUCACUAACACACCCAACAACAGACAAGAGAAUAUCAGAGAAAAGCAGCUGUAGCGCGAAAUUCGUGAAGUAAAACAAGUUUUCGAUGGAGAAAUCUUGAGGAGAAAUGUAUGUCAAAAUUACAGUCAGUCGCUCUGAAAAGGUCUUUGUGUUUGGACAAUAAUCGCAAAUUUCUCGGUGAAAAAAUAUUAACGCGUUGCUGUGUUUUUCUCGUUGUACACACAUGUUCAACUUGAGUUUGAUUUAAUUAAUUGAUUGUAAAACAAAGUGAGUGCGGAAAGACUACCAGCAGUGAAAUUGUGAUUAAAAUUUAGCAAACAACAAUUAACGUGGAAUGCAUAUAAAAUAAAUUCGCUAUUGAAGGUUGUUGCUAAUUAAAUAUGAAAAUUGUUUGGUAAUUUUGAGAAAUAUGCUAGUGAAAAUACAUAAGUUAUAAAGGCAUUUGGUGGAGUUCAUCAUAAUAAAUUUCUUAAAUAUUUCUGAACGGUGAUUUUGUGAAGUGGUUUGUGUGUGAUUAUCGCAAAAAAGAGAGCCAUAAAGAGCAUAAAAGUUUGACAACGGGCCAAAAACGACCAUCAACGAAUUCUCAGCAGAAAAUAAACAAAACAAACGGUUAUUGAUAUUCAAGAAAAUACCAAAAUUACUGUUAAUAUUAAUAACCAAAAGGUAUGAUGGUCAUCAUUUCCAAAAUAUAAAUUAUUAUUCAGAUCCAUUUGAACAAAGACAAAUCAACAACAACAAAAGCGCUUCCAACGAAACAAAUUGCGAAAGUCGUAACCUCGCAUAGCUUUAGUCUCUUAGAAAGCAGCUGGCGCACACCUGGACAUGGAACGGAGGAGCAAACAAAUAUCGAAAUAGACGAAGAACGCACCCAACCCAUGAAAGAAUAGCAGCGACAGCAAUAACAAAGGCGAAGGUCAAAUUUUACACGCUCCCUUCUGUGAUCACGCCUCAGUACUCGUGUUUUAUUGACUGCCAAUGCAACUCUGCACAUAAAUAUCAGUUGAUUUUUUCCGAAUAACCACGUUUAAACGAAAAACUAAUAACAACAACAACAGCCAUAACUUCAAUCGGUAGUUCGGUGCGAAGGAGAAGCUUUCUCUAUAAAGCAGCAAUACCCUGCGGCCAACACACGCACAAUGAAAAACGACGUCGUACGAUGGAGUCCAGUGGCAAAUGCACAAAGCGCCCGCGAGAGCACGCCAAACAAAAGCAAACCUUUUCCAUCACUAAACGCCACGCGUGCGCACCCAAGCGCUGUGACUGCGCAUGCGGCGUCCAAUAGUGGUCACCUUCAACUCCAAAAGCAACAACAAUAUUGUGAUACUAGUGCAAGUUUUCUUAUUGCAACAAAACCAAUAACAACAAUAAAAACAAGUAGUUAUUUAAUAAUUCCACGACAGCAUAGCAAACGUAAAUCCGAACUCGCUUCGUCAUCCAACACACUGAGCAGACAUUUUCAAUCACAACAACGGCAAAUACAAACAAACAAUUCUCAUCGCCGCCGGCAGCACGAAGUGAAAACGCGGACAUUUGCUGCCUUGCAUUUAAAUAGGAUUUUAUUAAAUUGUGUGCAAUUGAAUGUGUUUUUAGUGUUUUUGUUGUGUACUUUGAAUGUCGGUUUCGUGAUUGUGCCGAGCGUCAGCGCCGCCAUCGUAAGCAACACGAGCGUGUUGCUUGUGGGUGGUGCGGUGAAUGCGCUCGAUGACGGUGCGACAUACCAGCUGGACUAUGCGGGGAGAGGAGACAGCGCGACAGACAGCGAGGGCGCGGCGGGGCAUUAUACCCACACCUGGGCGGUGCAUAUACAGAGCGGUGACGACGGCGUGGCCGAUCAAGUGGCCCGAGAUCACGGUUUCGUCAAUAUGGGCAAGAUUUUCGAAAAUCAUUACCAUUUCGCUCAUCAUAAAGUCUCUAAGCGUUCACCGACACCCUCGCAGUCGCAUCAGAUACGCCUUGACGAGGAUCACAGAGUACAAUGGGCUAGGCAACAGCAGGCAAAGUCGCGUCAGAAGCGUGACUACAUACGUAUGCGCCCGUCAAGGACAUCGUCACGUGCGCUCUCACAGGUGGAUACAGUUCCUCUAAACGACCCAAAAUGGGCGCAAAUGUGGUAUCUGAAUCGCGGAGGCGGCUUGGAUAUGAAUGUAGUACCGGCUUGGCAGGCUGGCAUCACCGGCAAGGGUAUUGUUGUGACAAUACUUGACGACGGUCUGGAAUCGGACCAUCCAGAUAUCGAGCACAACUAUGACCCUGAUGCGUCUUAUGACGUCAACAGCCACGAUAACGAUCCAAUGCCGCAUUACGACAUGACUGAUUCAAAUCGGCAUGGUACGCGUUGCGCUGGUGAAGUGGCCGCCACCGCCAAUAACUCAAUCUGUGCGGUUGGUAUUGCAUUUGGUGCCAGUGUUGGCGGUGUCCGAAUGUUGGAUGGCGAUGUGACGGACGCCGUCGAGGCGCGUUCCCUAUCACUCAAUCCGCAACACAUCGACAUUUAUAGCGCGUCGUGGGGUCCCGACGAUGAUGGUAAAACUGUUGAUGGUCCUGGCGAAUUGGCGCAGCGCGCCUUCAUUGAAGGUGUAACCAAAGGGCGUCAAGGCAAGGGUAGCAUAUUUAUUUGGGCUUCGGGUAAUGGCGGUCGUGAGUUUGACAAUUGUAAUUGCGACGGCUAUACAAACUCCAUUUGGACACUGUCAAUAUCUAGUGCCACCGAAGAGGGUCACGUACCCUGGUAUUCGGAGAAAUGCAGUUCCACAUUGGCGACCACUUACAGUAGUGGCGGACAGAGUGAGAAGCAGGUGGUGACGACAGACUUGCAUCAUUCGUGUACGGUAUCACAUACGGGUACCUCAGCUUCGGCGCCGCUGGCUGCCGGUAUAGCAGCACUAGUGCUCGAAUCGAACACGAAUUUGACGUGGCGUGAUUUGCAACAUAUUGUGGUGCGUACUGCAAAGCCGGCCAACUUGCGAGAUCCAACAUGGUCGAGAAAUGGCGUCGGUCGACGCAUUAGCCAUUCGUUCGGCUAUGGUCUCAUGGAUGCGGCAGCGAUGGUGCAAGUGGCACGUAAAUGGAAAACGGUGCCAGAACAACAGCGUUGCGAAAUUAAUGCGCCGCAUGUGGACAAAGUCAUUCCGCCCAGAAGUUAUAUCACAUUACAGUUAACUGUAAAACACUGCUCAUCCGUCAAUUACCUGGAACAUGUGCAAGCAAAAAUCACACUGACAUCACAACGUCGCGGGGACAUUCAGUUGAACCUCAAGUCACCAGCAGGCACCAAAGUUACUUUAUUAACAUCACGUAUUCAUGAUGUUUCUCGUUCCGGUUUUAAUCAAUGGCCCUUCAUGUCCGUCCAUACUUGGGGAGAGUCGCCGCAUGGCGAUUGGCAGUUAGAAAUACACAACGAGGGUCGCUAUAUGGCGCAAAUCACACAAUGGGACUUGAUUUUCUAUGGCACUGAAACGCCCGCCCAACCGGAGGACGCGGUCCAUAUUAGUGACGGUCUAUUUGGCAAUGAUAUGGGCCACAACGACAUCGAGUACGAUGCCAAUUUGCAAUGGCGAAAUAUGCAGCAGGUGGGUGAAUCGAGUGUGAUGGCCAACGAUAAGACGAAUGCGUCGUGCCUGAAGGCGACAUCCGACCAAAGAUGUUUAGAAUGUGCCGCGUCUACGUAUUAUUACAAUGGCCACUGCUACGAACAAUGUCCCAUACACACUUAUGCCAUCCUCAGCGACAGCACGACGGCCAACAGAACGACGAUACUAAGCGACAACAUCAUAUCCAAGACGAGUAUAACCGACGACGAUGAGCUACAGUCGAUCGAUCGCAGACGAGAAGCUGUGCGCUUAUAUGCCGACACGAGUGAACCUUUGGAACCGAUACAUUUGCGGCGCUGCGACAAAUGCGACAACACCUGCCAACGCUGCUAUGGACCACUAAAUUCGCAAUGCAGCACCUGUCCGCCUGGCAGCCAAUUGCGUAAAAUACCACGCACAAAUGAAACAUUUUGCUACGUCUUUGCGGAACGUAGUUCGGGUAAUAGACUCGAGGACGUCUUCAGUGCCAAAGUCGAAACGAUUGACAGCGUAGAGCACGAUGAAGCUAUGAAUCCGACAAGCAUCGUAUACCUUACGCUAAUCAUGGUGCCAGCGUUGCUCAUCAUUCUCGUCAUUAUGUUUGUUUCGGCAGCACGCCGGAAUAAUUUGCGCAUACCGUUCUGGCGAAACGGUAGCACAACCGGAAAUGUGAUCACACUACCGAAUAUCGGCUAUGAUCGUGUAGCGCUGCUGACCGAAGGCGAAGAAGAUGGUGACGAAGCUGAUGAUGAAGAGGAGCAGGACAUACACGGCACAGUGCGUGUCUAUCGAGAUGAGCUGGCACCUUGCGUGGGCGACGAUGUGACAGUCGAAUUCGAUAUGGCCCCGACAAUUAUUGAAGCCGUAGAAAUAAGCGACUCAGAGGUUGACCUUUUUGAUUCAACGCAGCAUAAUUAGUUAUAGCUAAUGGAAUAGAGUUACUUUUGUGCAGAGGUGGUGUUAUUGCCGCUCUUUUUUAAUUUAUAUUUUAUUUCUCUGUAAUAAAUAAGUCAUAUUAUUGUUGUUUUAGGUAGGGUUUGUGGUAAUACUGGUAGAGUAGUACUUUUUUCUUAAUAAUUGUCAAUGCGCUUCAAUCUACUAAUGAAAUUUAAAUACGAACAAAAGAUUACAAUAAAAGAUACGAGUACGGUCUUCAAGAGCUCCUAAAUAAGA
Molecule: messenger RNA, 4862 nt
Organism: Bactrocera tryoni
Lineage: Eukaryota; Metazoa; Arthropoda; Insecta; Diptera; Tephritidae
Gene: Fur1
Product: furin-like protease 1
Exons: 12
Coding region: 1257-4607 (1116 amino acids)
Biological process (GO): peptide hormone processing
Cellular component (GO): Golgi membrane; trans-Golgi network
Molecular function (GO): serine-type endopeptidase activity
Source: RefSeq, a predicted model, not a curated record